Kwoniella botswanensis is the source of this 999-nucleotide messenger RNA. RefSeq lists its product as uncharacterized. Bases 1 to 999 code for a protein of 332 amino acids. Gene Ontology annotation, molecular function: catalase activity; heme binding. The transcript has 2 exons. Gene Ontology annotation, cellular component: mitochondrion; peroxisome; cytoplasm. The record is from RefSeq and is a predicted model, not a curated record. NCBI's taxonomy places the organism in Eukaryota, Fungi, Basidiomycota, Tremellomycetes, Tremellales, Cryptococcaceae. Gene Ontology annotation, biological process: hydrogen peroxide catabolic process; response to hydrogen peroxide.
AUGCCUCAAUCACAAGACCCUACAAUCGUUGAGACUGGUACCAAACUGGUCGAGACUCUUAAAGGUGCUUUCCAUACUCCUGCAGGAUAUCGACCAGUACACGCCAAGGGGCUCUUACUCACUGGUACAUUCACCCCAGCUCCACUCGCAUCGCAACUCUCAAUUGCACCUCAUUUCAAUAACCCCUCUACGGCUAUUAUCGGUAGAUUCUCAGAUAACACUGGUAUACCCAAAAUACCCGAUACCGACGAUAAUGCCAAUCCUGCUGGAUUCGCUUUGAGGUUCAUGUAUGGAGAUAGGAAACAUACAGAUAUCAUCUCUCAUGCUGUUCCCUUAUUCCCAGUUAAAACAGGUCAAGAGAUGUUGGAAUUCCUCGAUUCCCUCGGUGAUGGGACUAUCGGACAGUUCUUAGCCACUCAUGAAAAAACAAAGAAAUUCAUCGAAUAUCCUAAACCCCAUCCGGAGAGAUUCGAUACUCAGAAAUACUAUGCUCUUAACGCUUUCAAAUUGGUCAAUGGAAAUGGGAAAAUUACGAUCGUAAGAUAUCAGAUCCAUCCUUUCUCAGGAGAAGAAUCGUUCUUGGAGAAUGAACAAGUCAAGUCCAAGUCGGAUAAUUAUCUCUUCGAUCAACUCAAGGAUACAAUAACCGGAGGAGAAACAGUGAAAUUUAGAUUGAUGAUACAAGUUGGACAAGAUGGAGAUCCGACUAAUGAUAUUACCAACCAAUGGCCUAAUACUCGUAAGAUCGAAGAUUUGGGUGUGAUUGAAUUUAAUGGAUUAUCACAACAUGAUGAAGAGGAACAAAAGAAAAUCAUAUUCGAUCCUAUCCCCAGAGUUAAAGGGGUAGAACCUUCCGAUGAUCCGUUAUUGGAGAUGAGGGCGAGUGUGUACUUGACGAGUGGGAAAGAACGAAGAGCUGCACCACAUGUGGAGAAGGAGAAUGCCGAUGGAUUGGAUGGAUUGGAUGGACAAGCUGAUGGAGCGGCUGAGAUACAUUAG